This is a messenger RNA of Saprolegnia diclina VS20, 534 nucleotides long. RefSeq lists its product as hypothetical. The transcript is spliced from 2 exons. NCBI's taxonomy places the organism in Eukaryota, Oomycota, Saprolegniomycetes, Saprolegniales, Saprolegniaceae. The coding region runs from base 1 to 534 and encodes 177 amino acids. The record is from RefSeq and is a predicted model, not a curated record.
AUGGCGGAUGUGUCCCGCGAGGUCGGCCACCUCCACGAGAUGGUCACGGCCGCGUACGGUAUCUUUGCCGAAGCGCGCAACCUCAACUUGAAGCCGCCGCUCCAAGCCAACUCCAACUUCUUCCACUUCGCCGAAAUGAGCGACGACGCCGACGCGCCGGCGGCCACCGUGGCCGCGACCGCCGAGCCCGACGCCGACGCCCGGGACAUGACGCUGCAUGGCGACGAGAUUCAGGACUCGUUCACCAAGAUCGGCGCCUUCAAGACCGCCUACAUCCGCCACUCGAUGGAACUCAUGGAGGCCAUUGCGGCGGCGGCGACGCCAUCCCCUCUCGACAUGGACGAGCUGGUGCCGCUCGUGCAGCGCCGCGACCACCUGCGGAAAGAAGUGCACGAACGCAACGUGGUUAUGAAGGGCCUCAUCGACCGCCUCCGCGCGCUGCAGCAGGCGCUGUGCAUUCUUCAGGGCAUGGACCACGCCAACGAAGACGACGUGGCCGCGAUCGCAAGCGCGCGGGCCAUGGAGGAAGUAUAA